Molecule: messenger RNA, 4856 nt
Organism: Xenopus laevis (African clawed frog)
Lineage: Eukaryota; Metazoa; Chordata; Amphibia; Anura; Pipidae
Gene: spire1.L
Product: protein spire homolog 1
Exons: 18
Coding region: 114-2516 (800 amino acids)
Biological process (GO): actin filament network formation; actin filament polymerization; cleavage furrow formation
Cellular component (GO): cell cortex; plasma membrane; cytoskeleton
Molecular function (GO): microtubule binding; actin binding
Source: RefSeq, a predicted model, not a curated record
GAGCUGGAGGUUCCAGACUAACAGUGAUGCUGUUUGUGCCGCAUUCCCCGCACAGGAGCCGCGGGAACAUGUACUUAAAUCCACAGUGAGUGCGAGCGGGUGCGGAGCCAGGAAUGGCUGAAUCUCCAGCGGCGCCUCGGAAACGUAGUGAGACGGCUGCACGGGCUCAGGGGAGCGGGACUAGUAGUACGGCGGGAGAUGGGGAGUGUUUCUCGCUGGAGGAGAUCUUGGAGCUGUACAAGCAGCCGAUCAAUGAGGAGCAAGCUUGGGCUGUGUGCUAUCAGUGCUGCCGGGCCCUGCAGGAGGGGAGGGGGGUUGGUGUUUCGGGAAGGAGAAUAACUGGAGCGGAGGAGAUUCGUAUUGGGAAGGAUGGAGCUGUCAUCACCAGGCACGAGUCGGCGGCAGCAGCAGCAGGAGAGUCAAUUGAUUGCAGAUUUACAGAAACAGAGGUUAUUGUGUCUCUUGGGAUCAUCAUUUACAAAGCUCUGGAUUAUGGCUUGAAGGAGAAUGAGGAAAGGGAACUUAGCCCUCCUUUGGAGCUGCUGAUUGACAACAUGACUAACACAGAGACAGCUGGAAGUAAUGAUGAAGGCUAUGAUGCUCUUGAUGAAGAUGAGACCGAUAGUGAAAGAGAAUCAGCCGGCUUCCAACACUCUUACAGCAAUGUAAUGAAGCUUUGUGCUUCGCAUUUGCCAACUCCGUCAGAAGCUCCCAAUCACUACCAAGCAGUAUGUCGGGCCUUAUAUGCAGAGACAAUGGAGUUGCACAUGUUCCUGACCAAAAUAAAAAGUGCAAAAAAGAGUUUAAAGAAGAUUCAAGAAAUGGAAAGAGAUACAACAGACAGAGGAGGCUCUGAUUUAGAUGAGCUGAAAAACGCAGACUGGGCCCGGUUCUGGGUGCAGGUAAUGCGGGAUCUAAGGGACGGUGUCAAGCUGAAGAAAGUGCAAGAGCGCCAGUACAACUUGUUACCGAUAGAGUAUGAGCUGACACCUUAUGAGAUGCUUAUGGAUGAUAUUCGAUCUAAACGGUACACCCUACGGAAAGUCAUGGUUCAGAGUGACAUCCAACCCCGAUUAAAAAAAAGUGCUCAUGAAAUAAUCCUGGAUUUUAUACGAUCUAGACCUCCGCUUAAUCCGGUGUCUGCUCGAAAGCUGAAACCUACCCCACCCCGUCCACAAAGCCUUCAUGAACAAAUCCUGGAAGGGAUCAAAUCAGAGCGAAAGCUGCGUCCUGUUUCCCCUGAUGACAUUAGGCGCAGCAAAUUAGUAACGCGGCCUCUUAGCAUGUCAUACAGUUUUGACUUGUCAGAUGUAUCGACACCAGAAGUAACAAGAAACGUGUCUGCCAAAACAGUGUUAAAUGGUGGGGUGACGCCAAAAGCGAAGGUCAACGGGCACCCAAUGCAGGUGGCAGUACAGAGGAAGAAGCUCCUGAAGGCUCCAGCCUUGGCUGAGUUUGACAGUUCUGAAUCAGAGGAGGAAUCAGUGCACAAGUCAACAAGCAGCAGUAGUGUGUCUACUUCUCAGCCUGAUGAUGUCUCUCCGCAAUCUGCCUCCAGCAGGAAAUCUCCACCCAAAUUCCUACCCAUAUCUUCCACCCCUCAACCUGAGAGGCGUCAGACUCCCCAAAGACGCCACUCCAUUGAGAAGGAGACACCAACCAACGUACGGCAGUUCCUUCCUCCAUCACGACAGAGCUCUAAAUCCCUGGUCCCUAGGAUAACUCGUUUCUUUCAAAGGAUGCCAUUUCGACCAUUUCCCUCCAUACACACAGCUUCCCUGCUGGGCUCUCAUCUUUUUGAAGCAGCUGUAUUUGGGGCGGCAGGGGCUGUGUUUUAUCUGUUUGGGAAUGCUUAUUCCAGCAGGUGGAGACACCCCCAGGAGGAGUUCUGCUACCCGGUGGAAAGCCUGGCCCUCACAGUCGAGGAAGUCAUGCACAUACGGCAGGUGCUGGUAAAAGCUGAGUUGGAGAAGUUCCAGCAAUAUAAAGAUAUCUAUCAUGCCCUGAAGAAAGGAAAGCUUUGUUUGUGCUGUCGAACAAAAAGAUUUUCAUUAUUUACCUGGUCAUACACUUGCCAGUUUUGCAAAAGACCAGUGUGCUCACAAUGUUGCAAAAAGAUGAGGUUACCUUCUAAGCCAUAUUCAACACUUCCCAUCUUCUCCCUGGGCCCUUCAGCCUUGCAGCGAGGGGACAGUUUCCUGAGGCCAGAAAAGCCAUCGACCAGUCACCAACGGCCAAUGAGAAGCCUCCCCAAGAUACAUUCUAAGGCUAAGUCUGUGGACAAAUCGAAUGAAGAUGAAUUUCAGUUUCCUAAAGAGCUCAUGGAAGACUGGAGCACCAUGGAGGUGUGCGUGGACUGUAAAAAGUUUAUCUCGGAAAUCAUCAAUUCUAGUCGUCGCAGUCUAACGCUGGCUAACAAGAGAUCUCGGUUAAAACGGAAGACGCAAUCAUUCUACCUGUCCUCCACAACGGCUUCAGAGUUUCGGCCCACUGAGAGAACAAUCAAUGAGAUCUGAGGACUUGUGCCUUUUGUUUUAUCUUUCUUUUUGAUUGGCUUCUGUCUAGUGACUAACCAGACUGUUGUUGUUCUAUGGGUUCAAGCAAGUUUAUGUUCUGCAACUACAGCACAAGCUUCUCUACUCCUAAAACUCGCUGUCGUAGAGGCACCAUCGAACACUACUUCCCAGAAACGGCGUCUGGUGGCUCUCUAGCACUGGAAGAAUGCAGCCAUUGCCUUUUUUAAUGCGUCAUUUUAUACGAUGACUUCAUUACAUGAACAGAAGUUCUGCUGGAGUUCAUUGAACAGAAAGCUGUUCUAAGUCCAGUCACCGUUACCUCAUUAAAUAGAGUUCAUUUAUCCUUCCCUUCUGAAAUGGAAACAUUCAGACUUUUUUCAGGGUCCAUUGAUUGGAUUUACUUUGGCCAAAUUUUGGUCUUUGGAAACACCACAUUAGACUAAUUGUGUCCGUUCGUUUUGUUUUUGUUAUAAGAAGUAGGGCGCUAUUUAUAGAAAUCCUACAAUAACUUUUAGAAUAACCUGGUACAGGAACCAUAGCACUUUUAUUAUCUCCCUCAGUGCCAAACAAAGUCUUCCCAAGCCAGACCUUGCUUCAUAUCUUCACACAUCUAUGCAUUUGGUCCUUUUGUCUCCCAGUAUGUUGGCUCUCUAGAGACAAUGGGGAGAAAGUAGCAAAAGUGUGGUAUGGUAGCUGAAUGGCUGGCUGUAUCUUUGUUAGAACUAGGGAUGCAACAAAUCUGAAAUUGUUUUAGGCUUUGGGCAAAUCUGGAAUCCUUUGAAAGAUUUGGUCGAAUACCAACCGAAUCCAACCCCUAAUUUGCAUAUGUAAAUUAUAGGAAAAGGGGAAUUUUUUUAUUCGGUUCAGCCAGGCACUUGGAUUUGGCAGAAUCUUGUCUGAAUCCUGGAUUUGGUGCAUCCCUAGUUAGAACUGUUACAUUGCUGAGGGUAAUUCUCCUACUUUUCUAAGUAUGUUUCUUAUAUCUUUGUAUGUCUUAAUCCAUGUUCGACCAUAAGACCCGUUCAUAAUGUCCUAUGUAAGAAUACAAAGCUUGGACUUUGUACAUUUUUUUAAAGAUAGUGAAAGAGUGAUACUUUUUUUUUACUUGGAGAGAGGGAAGUAGGGAACUGUACAAAAUUGUACAUAAAAGGGGUUUUGGUUUUUACUGUUAUGAACAUGAUGGUUUUACUACAGACACACACAAAAAUAUUGUCCUGUGGCAAAGAUACAUUCAACAAGUCAGUAUAUUCCUCUCCUCCUCCUUGUGGAUCAAUAGUUGAGUUUAGGGGGUGGAUGUGAAACCUGCAGCUCUGUCUGUUCCACAGGUCACAGUUGCUGGUGUUGUGCAGCUUUCACAUCCAUAAUAAAAGGCUUUGGUUCACAGUCACAAACUGUCCUCGACAUGUAAAUAGUUGUAUUAUAUUUAUUAUGAACUGGAACGUGUUCUCAUUUGAGCACUAGCUAUUGUUGUUAUUACCAAGGAGUUUAGGCACUGAAGAAAAGAUAUAUUUAUAUGUACAUUGUCUAUAAUAUAAUGUAAAGGGUUGAGCAUUCUGUUUCUGCAAGGAAUAUGUGAUAUUUUGUCCCUUUUAUAUGUCGGAGCUGUAAGUAGAGCUAGUUUCUGAUCAUUUUAUUUAAGGCAUUUAUUUUUCUAGUUUUUCUUCUAAUUUGUGCAGUUUGUAAACAUCAGGUGUAUUUGUGUUCAGUGUUUUGUUUUUGUACCCUAACGUACAGCCUAUUGCCUGGGACAGCCAAACAGAUAUAGAAUUAACAGGGUAAAGCCAAGUGAUUUGGCCCUGCUGAAAAGCUUGGCCAUUGGCUGGUUUCAGAGCUAACCCAUACUCCAGGACUAGGCAGCCUUCAGUAAUUCACCUGUUGCAAUUGGCAGCAUGCCUCUUCCUGCUGCUGUACGAGACAAUGCAUGCUGGGAUUUGUAGUUUUCCAACAGAAAUGCCAUGUGGUUUUUCUCUUCCUGCAUUCCCAUCUGCCCGGGCAAUAACCUGUUGCCAUCCUUGUAGUUUCUGCAGAGGUGGGAUACAGGGCAUCCGAGAGGACAAUAAAAUGCCUUUAUAGAAACAGCAUUUUGUUCUUCAUGUAUCAUUGCCUUGUACAUUGUAAAAGAUUACAUCUGUUGAUGUUGUUUAAAAUGAUUCCGUUAAUGUCUAACAGCAGUAUAGAGCAAUAGCUGUCUGUAAGGAGCUGCAGAAGGCCAGUCAUAAGGUUAAUGAAAUGAACAGCAGCACCCAAAGCAAAUGAGCAUCCUAACUAAUAAAAAAAAAAAAACUCUACAUACCAAAAUCAUGUUUGUUCUUUUUCCCUGAAAUAAAAACGGAUUAUCCU